Messenger RNA from Strongylus vulgaris, 288 nucleotides. The record is from the annotation of a GenBank genome assembly. Lineage: Eukaryota; Metazoa; Nematoda; Chromadorea; Rhabditida; Strongylidae.
CGCCUUUUCCUGACUGGCGGCGCGUCGGCUAACAAGGAUCUUCAGAAGAUUCUAUCAGAUAUGUUUGCCAUGGAUGCAUACAUCAUUAACGUCCCCGACUCUGCUGCCUUAGGAGGAGCAAUGCUUGCAAGAUACGUACACUACAACCCUUCAUCAUCCUAUAGCGACUACUACAGAAAUACAAGCAUAGAAAAAGUGGCGGAACCAGAUCUCAGGAUGUCCAGGAUCUACAGGGAAAUGCUGCCAGACCUAACAGCACUAUUCAAACUUUUGCCUGAGAAACCCUAA